Lolium perenne is the source of this 2992-nucleotide messenger RNA. RefSeq names its product pentatricopeptide repeat-containing protein At2g22070-like. The record is from RefSeq and is a predicted model, not a curated record. Gene Ontology annotation, biological process: RNA modification. NCBI's taxonomy places the organism in Eukaryota, Viridiplantae, Streptophyta, Magnoliopsida, Poales, Poaceae. Gene Ontology annotation, molecular function: RNA binding; protein binding.
ACGGUGUAGCUGCUGGCGCAAAAUUGCAAUCGCUUCCCUCCCUCCCGGUUUAGCCAUGCGGCGGCACUACGCGGCGCUCCUCCGCCGCGCCGCCUCGCUGCCGUCCCUCCCGCUCGUGGCCUCCCUCCACGCUGCCGCGCUGCGCCGGGGCGCGGUCCUCGUCCCCUCGCUCAUCCACGCAUAUUCCGCCUGCGGCGACCCAACCUCCGCGCGUAGCGUGUUCGACGGAUUGCCCGCGCAGGAGCAGACGCUCUCGGCGCGCACCGCGCUGGCCAGCGCGAUGUCGGCGCACGGACGGUGCCAGGAUGUACUCGUACUGUUCCAAGGACUGGAGGGGGAGAUGGACGAUAAAGCGGUGACGGUGGUCCUCGCCGCGUGCGCGAGGGCAGGGAUGGUGAGCCAGGGACGGGAGGUGUUCGCAAGGGUGAGGAGGCCGGCGCUGCAGCACUACACAUGCAUGGUCGAGAUGCUGGGACGGGCCGGGGAGGUUGAGGAGGCUGAGGGGCUGGUGGCGCGGAUGGAGGCGCGCCCGGACAGGGUUAUCUUUGCAGUGCUUCUGGCAGCUUGCCGGGUGCACGGUCGCGUCGAUGUGGCCGAGAGAGUGGCCAGGUUGAUGCACGGGCAUGGCAUUGCCUGAAUUUUUUGCGGGUAUGAUAUUUGACCAACUGACCAUUGUGUUUGUCGAUGUCCAUCUCAUCUCCAUGACUCCAUCCACUGUCUACACACCGGCUUCUUUGAUAUGAAGCUGAGAACAAAUGGUUGCAUUGGUGGUUCUUGAAGUUCAUCCAGUAAUGCAGUAGUAUGACACAAGCCCCUGGUUGGUGAAUCUGAAAUAGAAGUCUGUGCCGGUGAUUGUCGUGGGUGGUAAGACCGAUAUGUAAUUUUUUGUAGUGGAACCACAUGAGCGCCAGAACACUUCACUGAUUGACCUUAUGGAAGCACAGUUUGAAGGCAUCUACCAGGUUGCUAUAAAGUGAGUAAGACUACAGUUUGGAUCCCAUCGUUUUUCUCAUUCCUGACUGUGUAAGCUCCUGGAUUAACUCGAUGAUGGGUGUUCAUUUCUAGAGUGUGAUUUCUCAGGUUAUCUUGAUAGAGCCUAGCAGCCAAAAUGCAACACAAAGAGAAGUCACUAACUUAAUAGAAGAGCUUGUCAAACUUGACUGAAUUAUGGAGGGGCAGUUUUCAAUCAAUUUUGUGGCAGAACUGCAUGAACUAUCAAACUAAGGGAAGCCUAUUACUGGGUUUGCAUUUUGCAGCACAAAGUCGCAAAUCAAGUAACCUAUGAAACAGGAUUUUGUCUCUUUUAUGAUGAAUUUAAGUAGUGGAACCAUGACUUUCCGAGAAGCUGUUGCGAGGUCUACUAGAAUUCAGUUAAAGAUACUUUUUUUGAGAAAUACUUUUUAGGAGGUCUACUAGAAUUCAGUUAAAGAUACUUGUGCCUGCUGCCAUGGAAAUUGCCUUGAUGCUUGAGUAACUUUGCUCAAUUGCCCUUGUGAUGCAAUCCUCAAGUUCGCGCAACAUACUGACAGAACAAUUGACAGGAGCUCUAAGAUCCUCCAGAUAACGUACAAAUUGGUGCAAGAGAAUGCAGAGUUGGGCUUGGCUGGUAGAAGACAGAACUGCAGCCCGAUAGGAAACUAGCUGGAGCAGGGAUACAUCCAGGGGCAUCAGCAUUCUGAUCCAUGCUUAAAUCUUUGUGAACUCCAUGAACUGUCAAACUAAUGCAAGUGUGCUUACUGAGUUUUGCAUCUUGCAGCGCAAAGUCGUGAAUCCCAAUGACCUAUGAAACAAGGUGAUAUCUCUGCUAUGAGUGAAUCUAAGAAAUGGAGCCGAGAAACUGUGGUGAGGUCUGUUAGGAUUCAGUUUAAGAUGCCUCAGGAGUGCUGGCGUUCUCUCAUGGUGGAAAUUGUACUUGCUGCAAUGGUUCAGUGUACCCAUUAUAAGGCAGAUCCUCAUAAUGGUUAUUCUGUUCACUCUUGUGCCUGCUACCAUGGCGAUCACCACAUCUUAUUCUGUACAUAUGUGCCUUGAUGCUUGAGUAACUUAAUUCUUGUGAUGUAAUCCUUGAGUUGAUGUGAAACAUCUGUCUGGCAUGUGACUGAAGCUUUUGAAAUCCUCCAGCUGACUUGCACAUGGGUGCAAGAAAAUAGAGAGUUGGGCUUGGCUGGUACAAGGCAGAACAACUGCGGCCUGAUGGAAGGCUAGAAUGAAAAAAAGCGAUAAAUUCAGGAGAAUCAUCCUAUCCUCCACGCUUAAAUCUUGGCGGACUCAUAAAGCAGGGUAGUGUUAGUGCAAUUUCAUAUACAGUGACGAGUAUCUUGUGGUUGUGAGAGCAGCUCUUCUCUGUGCCAGACAUUGCUGCACCGAUGCUGAUAGAUCAAAAUGAUAGAUAAACAAACAAUCAGUGGUUGGCAGCCACCGCAAGGAGGAGUGGAGGACCUUCCAGGUGAAUCCUCGGAGGAAGUACUGACGGUGAACUCGCCUGUCAUGGCGCUUUCCUGCUCCUGCGAAGGGUUUCUUCGCAUUCGCAGAAGUUACCGGAUUCAGACCCUGUGGCAUGGUUCCGUUUGGUGGACGGUUUGUCUGCCAAGAACAGCACAUCCGUUGCUUUCGGUUCAGCGGGUGGUGCUGGAGUGCAAGCUUGCAAUGCUCCAAACUGAGGACUCCGCCGUGCGAAGCUACAUUUGGCGUUGCUUUCACCCUUGGUUUACCCGUGCUGGUCUGAUUGUACCGCAUACAGCCAAUGUGUUUUGUACAUCCGUGUCCUUCUUUUGCUGGUGGUAGAUAGGUAAGUCCUGUAUUGUCCUUUUUUCUAACUGAAUUUCGGAUUACCUUGCAAAAUCAAGUCUGCCUUUUCUUUGUUUUUCACGGGCGCAGAAGAAAAACUUGGCCUGAUCCUGAUAAUUGCAAUUUGCAAUCCCUGAUAAUUUAGUGUUAUCCUGGGCAGAGUUUUCCUUUUGACUUACGCACUACCAUGUUGAUUUAGGUAAGA